AUGUCAUCGUCUCAAAUUGUUCGUCGCAUUAUUAAAUCAGCAGCGGCUGGAAAUCCAUCAGGACCCUAUAGCCAAGGUGUUCAAGUUGGUCAAACCUUGUACCUCAGUGGAUGUCUUGGACUUGAUCCUAAAACAGGUCAAUUUGUUGGUGAAGGAGUACAAGAACAGGCCCGACAGUCAUUGAAAAAUCUCGGUGAAGUACUCAAAGCAGCAGGCGCUACAUAUAAAAAUGUGGUCAAAACUAAUGUCUUUCUUCAAGAUAUGAACGAUUUUGCUGCAAUGAAUGAAGUUUAUGCCGAAAUUUUCACUGAACGUCAUCCAGCCCGAUCAACCGUUCAAGUUGCUGGUCUUCCCAAAAAUGCAAAAGUUGAGAUCGAAGCUGUCGCUAUUCUAGGCGAUAUUCAAGAUGAAUAA
Messenger RNA from Adineta ricciae, 414 nucleotides. The record is from the annotation of a GenBank genome assembly. NCBI's taxonomy places the organism in Eukaryota, Metazoa, Rotifera, Eurotatoria, Adinetida, Adinetidae.